Messenger RNA from Trichoderma aggressivum f. europaeum, 711 nucleotides. RefSeq lists its product as uncharacterized. The record is from RefSeq and is a predicted model, not a curated record. The transcript has 4 exons. NCBI's taxonomy places the organism in Eukaryota, Fungi, Ascomycota, Sordariomycetes, Hypocreales, Hypocreaceae. Bases 1 to 711 code for a protein of 236 amino acids.
AUGACUCCUGAACCUCCAGCCGUAAGUGUGCUCCUGGCUCAUCAGGAAUUCUUUUCAACUUUUUUGCUCGUCAAUUCGCUAAUCCUACCAUCAUUCAAUAGAAAAGAGGUCCCAUCUGGGCAACGCCUUGUCGGCCAUGCGCCGGUCGAAUGGUCAAAACUCCCGGCCAUAUAUGCCGUGGACAGGGUGGUUCGUCCUCUCCCCCUUUUCCAUAUCAAGCUACUUGAUUCCUCUUUUUACCUUGGGGGUGUUCCGCUACGGAUCCUCUGCGCAUCCGCUGCGAAGAAGAGCGCCAAGUGUUCUCACUGCGUUGCCGGUCACCAUAAGUGCGAGGACUUGCUUGUAGACAAAGAUGGCAAAAUCAAGCCCGCCGCGCGCGCCGUUGCAGCUGCAUCCCUCAGAGUGUCCCAGGGCGAUGAGGUCCCAGAAUACGAAGACUUGGCCACCAAGUAUAACUUGCUUGCGCGCCGAGAAGCCAAGCGAAGAUCGCCGGCAGCGGCUGGCUCUGCCUCAGCUGGCGGCGCUGUCGUGAGCACGAAUGCUCUGGCUGAGCUUAUGCGCCGGCAAACUGAAAUCCUCCUGGACAUACGAGCUGAGCUGAGCGCAUUGCGCGAGAGGACUGGUGCGGGGACGCCGCCAGUGGAAGACUCGGAUAUGGAUGAAGACGAUUACGGCUUUGACCCGACGGUAAAUAGACAAGUUGGAGAGUGA